CAAAAAAAAAAGAAAAAGAAAAACAGAAUUACCAUCUGUAUCGUCAACCACUUAAUAUUAGAACAACCCGCACUCUCUGCCACACAAAAAAGAAAAAAAACAAACAAAGGAAAUUCAUCAGUACUCGUGUAACCCAACCCUGGCGGUAUUGAUGAACUCUCUUUGUUUCUCUGUCCGUAUUUUUGUCUAGUUUCUUGUUUGAAUCCAGAAAAAGAGAAGAAUUGUUUGCAUAUUUCUCACCGACCCAGUACUCAUUUCAUCUUUUAAAACCCAAGCUUUCUUACUUCCAUUCUCUGCAACUAGCUGCUAGUCUUCUUCAUCCCCCAUCUAUCCAUUUUUUUCUUGUUCUUGAAAGGAAAAUCUUAUUCACUUGGUGUUCAUGGAGGAAUUUCUGAAAACCCAAGGACCAAAAUCUUCAUUUUCAAACCUCUCUGAAGAUGUUAUCCUUCAUAUUAUCCAUAAACUUGAACCUGAUCCAAGAGAUUGGGCUAGUUUAGCAUCUGUAUCAACUAAAUUCUCAUCACUAAUUCGCAUCAUAUUCUGGAAAAACAAAUGUUUAGAGAAAAUUCCUACUAUUGUUUCCGAUCUUAUCUCUAGUGCUACUUCUGAUCAUCCUCCUGGAGGUUGGGCUUCUCUUUACAAGCUGUCAGUCUGUUGCCCAGGACUUCUUCAUGCUGGAAUUUUGUUAGAGAAUUCAGAUUUUGGUCUUGAACGCGAGUUGGGCCCUGACGAAAGUUACAGACAAAUUACACCUACAAUCCAUGUUGAUGCCAACCACAAUCCUAAUCAGAUUUGUUCUUCUUCAACUGCGGCUUCGGCUCUGGUGACUGCUGUAAGUACUUGUUCUGACUCUGGUAAUGAUCGUUGGUCUUUGUUUGAUGAUUUGUAUCUUGAUACACAAUAUGAUAAUUCUGAGUCUCAUGAAAUUGUGGAAAUGGUGAUCGAGAAUCAAGAAGUUGAGGAAAUGAAUGUUGAUGAGGUCGAGAAACAAGAAACUGUUGAGAUAAUGAAACAGUGUGCAUCAAUAGGAACUCAUUUAGCUACCAAGGUAUGGAAUUUGAGUAGAGAACAAGGGAAUAAGUUACUAGGUAGUCGGUUUCGAGGGGAUUGUCUUUAUAUCUGUGAUUGGCCUGGUUGUGUUCACAAAGAAGAGAAAAGAAAGUAUAUGCUUUUUAGAGGGAUUUUCAAGAAUUUUAAGAAAUCUAUGGUUUGGAGAACUAUAAAUGAUGGUAAUAGAAGUAAGAUUCCCUUGUAUUGUGCAUUUUGCUCCUGUAAUGAGACUUGGGAUUUACAUUCUGCGUUUUGUUUGAGGAGAGUUUUUGGGUAUCAUGAAGAUGGUGAACCUGUUGUGAGAGCUUAUGUUUGUGAGAACGGGCAUGUUUCCGGAGCGUGGACUGAUCGGCCAAUGUACACUUAAUAGUGUUAUUUUCUUAUUGUUUUCCUUGAUGUUUUUUUAACUAUUAAGCUUGUUUUCCUGCAUUUUUUUUUCUUUCUGUUGAAUGCUUGUGAUGAUGAUUAAGGUUUGAAAUUUCCAUGAAAUUGAUUGCACAUUGUGUCUUGAACUUGUGGUGUGUGAAUAAUGGGUCUGUGUUUACUUUUUUGAAAGUUCCCGGAUCCCGUUUGUAAUAUGAAUUGGUUCUGUUCUUUCUA
Papaver somniferum (opium poppy) is the source of this 1650-nucleotide messenger RNA. Its product is annotated as phytochrome A-associated F-box protein-like. The record is from RefSeq and is a predicted model, not a curated record. NCBI's taxonomy places the organism in Eukaryota, Viridiplantae, Streptophyta, Magnoliopsida, Ranunculales, Papaveraceae. The transcript has a single exon. Gene Ontology annotation, molecular function: protein binding. The coding region runs from base 380 to 1417 and encodes 345 amino acids.